AUGAAGCUGCUGCAAAUUGACGAUCCUCGUGAAGUGAUCCCGAUCGGUUGCCGGUUGCUGACGCUGUUUGGUUUAGGGCGAGACGAAAAGCCGAAACUUCUGUACUGGUGUCAGGUUGUGUUUUAUCUGGUCUUUAGUCUUGUGCCACGCGUAUUGGUAAAGAUUGAUGAUACGGUAAUGCUGUUGCGGUUGGGUUCCGAGUUAGCCUUUGUCUCUUACUUGUACUCGCAAAUAUUGGCCCUUUACUUUCGACGGGAAAAUCUGUACCGGUUGGUUGAUAUGCUGCAACGGUGUGCUAACAAGCGCUACUCGGAAGCCAUUGACACGUUUCUGAUCAAAUCGAAUGGCAAAGUUAACAAGUUUUCGGUGACCUGUUGCAAAUGUUUUUUCCUCCUAUACAUCCUGUACUGCGUAAUGCCUCCGAUAGCAUCGACUGGCGUUUACAUUCGUAACACGCACAAUUUAACAAACGAGCCGGAAGAGUUUAUCAUAUCCAGUGAAAUGAACCUUUACUACCUGGACAUUCGCUUCAAUGUACUGCACUUUGCCUUCUACACGCUGAUCAUAUGCUUGUUGACGGUCACCUCCGCAUCUUCACUGUGCAUUAAGGACGUGAUGGAUGUGUCCGUCAUCAGGAUCACAUGCCUAAUGUUUCAAGUGACCGCAAUGCAGAUACGUGAACUGAAGGAACACAUCUCACAAACCCAACUCAGCACCGUCAUCGACUCGCAUCGGGACACUUUGCUGUGCGCCCAGAGCUUACAGGACACUCUCAACCUCUCGCUUCUGAUUCAACUUACAUUCUGCAGUGCCAUAUGGUGUCUUAUGCUUUUCUACAUAUUGCUGAUGGGAUUUGACUCAAGAAUUUUAAACGUACUCAUACUGCUGCUCAUUGUGACAGUGGAAACCUACACGUACUGCACACUGGGAACACAGCUAACUGAUAAGGCUAGUGAUGGAUAAAAUUAUCCAAACCAUGGGCUUAUUGCAAAUGCUAAUUGCUCUAUUCACAUUUCAGGGUGAAGAAGUGUUGAUGGCCCUUCAACAGCUAG
Messenger RNA from Anopheles funestus (African malaria mosquito), 1052 nucleotides. RefSeq lists its product as uncharacterized. Gene Ontology annotation, biological process: sensory perception of smell; detection of chemical stimulus involved in sensory perception of smell. Gene Ontology annotation, cellular component: plasma membrane. Lineage: Eukaryota; Metazoa; Arthropoda; Insecta; Diptera; Culicidae. Bases 1 to 963 code for a protein of 320 amino acids. The record is from RefSeq and is a predicted model, not a curated record. The transcript has 3 exons. Gene Ontology annotation, molecular function: olfactory receptor activity; odorant binding.